Messenger RNA from Boeremia exigua, 3968 nucleotides. RefSeq lists its product as uncharacterized. The coding region runs from base 265 to 3711 and encodes 1148 amino acids. The record is from RefSeq and is a predicted model, not a curated record. Lineage: Eukaryota; Fungi; Ascomycota; Dothideomycetes; Pleosporales; Didymellaceae. The transcript has 2 exons.
CAUUUCACCAGCAGCCCGCGCCCAGUGACCACGCUGUGACAUCGCUAGGUAGCCCCUCUUUGCUCCUUGCCACAAAUCCCAUACAAAACCUUUUGGAUCAGCUGCCCUGCGAGUGCUCUUGCUGGUCUCCACUCGACCUCAGCACCCAGCUCAACUACGGAAACGCUUGGGCCAGCACGCCAACAAACACAGGGCGCUAGGCGGCCACCGUGCAACCGCAUCAUCUUUGUUUCUGGGAUAGACGACACGACAGAUAUCGCUGCCAUGGCUCGCCUUAGCGGCCUCCCGAGCGAGCAUCACCACGAAGGGCCCGGCGAUGCGCCGCGACGCCGGCGGGGUCGACCAUCGAAGGGCUCGCAGAGCUCGCAGAGCUUGCAAAGUUCGCAGAGCUUCGAGGAGGAGACGACAGUCACAACAGGCAAGCGCGCCGCCUCGCCGCUUGCCUCGCAGUCCCAGUCAAAGCGCACCAAGCGCGUGCAGACGAUUGUCGAGGAGGACGAGGACGACGACGACGGCUCCUCGCAGCUUGAGGCCGAGGCUAGGCUGUCCGUCACGCGCAUCCAGCACGCUGCUGUCGAUUCUAUCCCUACCGAAGUCCAGUCGUCGCCCAUCGUGCGCCGCAACCGCCGCUAUUCAGAGCCCGUGGUGACCGCCCAGGGCCAUGAGGAUGACGACGACAUACUCGUCGGACCCUCCACACAGCCUGCCCCAGGUCUGACGCCACAUCUAGACCGCAUCGGUGCCGCCCGCGGCAAGUUCGCCAGCCGCCGCCGCGAGCGCAUGUCCAUGCCCGCCCAGCUACACGUCGAGCGUAUUGACCAUGCCGACAUAAACGGCCACCGCUUUCAGUACGCGCCUCUCACGGCUGUGCUCGAUGGCCGCACUCGUCGCCGCCUUCGGCGCAGUCACCUUAGCCAGGAGGUCAACGAGAUUGAAGACGACCGGAAACGAGGCAAGAAGCAGCUGUUGGAGCUGCGCCGCGAGCUGAAGAAGCGCGAUGACAAGAUUCAAGACCUCGAGUUCCGCCUCGAGGCCAGCCGCAUGGGUAACAUCCAAAUGAGCGAUGCUGAUCAUGACGAUCUUGCCCAGCAGCUGGACGACGCUCGCAAAGAGCUCGAUGACUUACGCAAUAGUGCACAAUACAUCGGCGGCGGCAGCAGCGACCGCGACCUCAGCCGGGAGCUCGACGGUUCCGCUGAACCAUUCGACCACGACGACGAGGACGAUUUUAUGCUCGUCGAUCCUGACGAGCUCCACGUCUCUCAAGAUCUGGAAAUGGAAUACCUUCCCAAUGGCCCUUAUGCCUCACGCGUUUUAGAGUUGUCCCAGGAAGUCACUCUUGAGCAUCUUCCAUCCAUUAGUCAACUGCGUGUAGACACAUUGGACGAGGAUGACGAUGUUGAAGUUCACCAAUCUAUCUCUGAUCAAGCCGUCGAGCGAUAUGAGCGCGAGAUACAAAAGCUGAUGCAGGAGAUGGCCGAGUCCAAUGGCGCUCUUCGUGUUAUUUCACUUGAGAUCCAAAAUCUUAGGUUCCUGAAAGCUGGUGCCAACAGCGCCGAUAUUCUCACUGCCCUUCGCAGCGGCUUUGCUGACCUGCGCGGCGACGUUGAGAAAUACUUUCCCAACGAGACUCGUGGGAUCACCAACGAGCAGCUCCUUCAGAAGAUCCCUAAGCUCUUCAGCGGCGUCCUGUACGAGCUGAAGGAGAAGACUGACAUCGCCGACGACGCGCGACAGACUGCGAUCGUCCUGCGCCGCCAGUAUGAGGGCGUCUUGGAUCUGCUUGGUGAGGCCGAAGAGCGCAAGACCGAGCUUGACAAGAAGGUCUACACACUUGACAAGAGCAACGAGGAGAAGCAAAGAACAGUCGUCGACCUCGAGGAGCGCGUUCAAACCUUGACAGAAUUGACGGAGGAUCAGGAGGUAGAGCUGAGACAGAAGGACCUUCAGAAUGAUACCCUGGUGGAGCAGGUUGACGAGAAGGACACCGACCUCGACCGCCUCCGCGAAGAUCUGGAAGUAUACCGAACCGACAUCGACAAGCUCACGAGCUCGACCGCCGAACUUGAGACAGAAUAUCAGGAGCGUAUCGCACGCAUGGAAGAGGAGCAUGCAGAUAUCGUUGCUGACCUCCAGGCUCAGCUCGGUGUCGAGCAGGAGGGCCGUGAAAAUGCCGAGGAUGAAGCGGCCCAGAAGACGGGUUUCAUCGAGGAACUGCAAGGUCGCGUCGACCAGAUGGAGGCAGAUUUUGGGUCUAUUGACACCGUUCUGGCAGACCUUCGCGAAAAGCUUGAGUCGGAGACAGCAGCUCGUACGACCGCGGAGACCGAGCGUGACGAGCAAGUCGAGCAGGUAUAUGACCGGACCAACACCAUCGAAAAUCUUACCGAGACCAUCAACGAUCUUACUGAGCAGCUGGAGGCGGCUAAGGCCAACAUCAUUGCUGAGCGCGAGCAACGUGAGACCACAGAAACUGCUCUCGAUGAGGCCAACGACAGAAUCGAGGAGCUUAACGACAAAGUCCACCAGCUCGGCAUCCAGACAAAUGAACUUCGUUCCAAACUCUUCCAGGUUCAGCAGGAGAAGGAGCUAGAAAUCACCGAUCUCACAGCCGCGCAUCAGGAGCGUGAGGAUGAGCUUACCGAGCAGCUGACUGCUGAGCAAGAGGUGCGUGAAGGUGCUCAACAGGCUAUCGCCGACAUGGAGAAACAGCUUGCCGCCCUACGAGAGACGCUUGCUGUGUCCGAGGCCGAUCUCACAAAGAUGACCGAAGCCCGCCAGCAGCUCGAGGAGGAUCGUGAGUUUCAAAUCAGCAAUGUGAGCACUGAGCUUGCAGAGUCCGAGGCCAAACGGGCCGCGCUGGAGAGCUCGACUGAGUCGGAGAUCACCUCACUGCAAGCUCAGAUUACUGAUCUCACCAAUGAUCAUGCCCGAAAACAUGCUGAAAUCCAGCGUCUUGCCGAACGUCUUGUUGAGGCCGAGCAGGCACACGAGGAGGAGAAAGCCAUCCUUGAUAACAAGCUGGAGAUAUUCGAGCGUGACCUUGCUGAAGCGCAAGCGGAUAACGAAGCCUAUCGUAGGGAGAACGAGUCGUUGUCUGAUCGUGUUGGUCGGGAAGCAGUGGAGCUUCUUAACAUCACCGACUCUCAUGCGGAUGAAAUGGUUGCCCUCAAAUCGGUAAUUGCGACUCAACAGGAUACCAUCUCCGAGCUCCAGAACCAGAAUGCCAACUUAACCAACGAGCACGAAAAUAUUCUUACCGACAAAGACGCCCAAAUCGAAGAGCUGCAGCUCCUUGUCGACGACCGCGUGGAGAAGCUGGUUCACGUCGAAGCCGCCCGUUUAGACGUUGUCAAGGAGUUUGCCAAGUAUGAGCAAGAUACUCGUGAGACUAUCGACCGCAUGACCCUGCAACAGCGUGUCUUGCAAGAGCAGAACGAGGCGCUUGCAGAGGAUUUGAAGAAGCGUGGUGCAGAUGCCGUUGCUGCCGUACGCGCUAUGAAAAUCCAGGGUCUGGAGGUCAAGACUAAAGGCUUAAGCCUGCAUCGAGUUGCGACUGGCAAGGUGGGCAAGAUUAGUGAGAAGGUCAAAAUUGGCAAAAAAAGCAAGAGCGGCCGAAAGGUCGCAAAGAGGCAGUGGGACAGCGGUUUUGGAGUUGACGAAGAUGUUGAGGAUGAGAUUGAUGGUGCAGAGGUUGGAGAGGCUGCUUAGACAUGAUGUCUGAGAGCGGGUCAUGUCCCUUCGGGCUGUGACAACAUCUAUUUUGGAUCAAUUUGUUCGCGUCGUCCACAUGGACUGUUGGAUACCACGCAUUUUUCCACGACUUGAUGAAAGCUUUUCUUGGCUGAGAGUUGUCCGCUAUUUUAUAGCUACACAUAGGGUAGGUUUCUUUGCAUAGCGCGGCGUGUUCAGGAUAUGACAAAGGAAAAUGUUUAUUUAGUAGUGUAAAUGAUUAUCUCCGACCCGCC